UUAAUACGCUUUGCGUGAAAGUUCAUAUUAGCUGGUUUGCUAACCUGUAGCUAGUUGCAGUGCUAGCUGAUGAUAGCUAACGUUAGCUUGCCAGCUUUGUGCCUCCGGCGACGAAUUGAGUUGUCAAUCGCAUGCAAAGUCGCGUGAGCGGUUUUUACUUCUUCAACAGUAACGUUACGCGGCAGAGGCGUGAUAUGUCAGCAGCGCUGUUUGCCCGCCACCCUUUACGAUAUGUUGCUAUGUAGCUCUAGACGUUGCUAUGCCACCAUCAUCAUCAUCAUCGCCAUCAUCUAGCAACCGUUUUUUAUUUUUUUUAUUUAACGCUGUCUGCUCCGCAGGGACGUACGGGACCGUUUUCAAGGCUAAAAACAGAGAAACCCACGAAAUCGUGGCUUUGAAAAGGGUCCGGUUGGACGACGACGACGAGGGGGUGCCAAGUUCUGCUCUGAGAGAAAUCUGCCUUCUGAAGGAGCUGAAGCAUAAAAACAUUGUCAGACUACACGAUGUGUUGCACAGUGACAAGAAGUUAACCUUGGUGUUUGAAUAUUGUGAUCAGGAUUUGAAGAAGUAUUUUGACAGCUGCAAUGGAGAUCUAGAUCCUGAAACUGUGAAGUCGUUCAUGUACCAGCUGUUGAAAGGCCUCGCUUUCUGCCACAGCCGAAACGUUCUCCAUAGAGAUCUGAAGCCGCAGAAUCUGCUCAUAAACAGAAAUGGGGAGUUGAAGCUGGCCGACUUCGGGUUGGCUCGCGCCUUCGGCAUUCCCGUGAGGUGUUACUCAGCAGAGGUGGUGACUUUGUGGUACCGGCCUCCCGACGUGCUGUUUGGUGCGAAGCUUUAUUCUACCUCUAUUGACAUGUGGUCCGCUGGAUGCAUAUUUGCAGAGCUGGCGAAUGCUGGAAGGCCUUUAUUCCCCGGGAACGACGUGGACGACCAGUUGAAACGAAUCUUCAGAUUGUUGGGUACACCGACGGAGGAACAGUGGCAGACGAUGACGAAACUCCCCGAUUACAAGCCAUACCCCAUGUAUCCCGCCACCACCUCGCUGGUGAACGUGGUUCCCAAACUAAGUAGCACAGGACGGGAUCUACUACAGAACCUGUUAAAAUGUAACCCGGUCCAGAGGAUCUCAGCAGAAGAGGCCUUGCAGCACCCGUACUUUGCUGAUUUCUGCCCACCCUAAAGGUCCACUGACCCUCAGCCGCAAGAAUCAACCCCCCCUCGACUGGGUCGGGGGUCGUUAGGACCAGUCUCAACAAGGCAAACCCCUCACCGGCUUUUCACACACUCCCCUGCCUUUUAUUCUGUUGUGCCUCAUCGUGGAUCACAGUCCUGUCGGCGCUUUUUAAGUUGCAACCCUGUUUUUAAUUUGGUACUCGUACGGCUCCAAGUUAACUAGCUCUAUGUGUUGCAUUAAAUACAUUUUUAUCUUUAAAACGUCCCGUUAAUUGCUCCUGUUCUAGUCCAGAAAAUGACAAUUUUAUAUAUAUUGGCCCUAAAUGCAAAGCAUAAAUUUUUUUUAAAUGAAGAUAACUUAUAUCUAGUUAUUAAAUAAUUUAGAUAUGUAUAGGCAGACUGUAUCAUGGUUACACAAUUUCUCAAUCAUCUAAAACAUAUCUUUGGCAUUACCGUGUCACAGUUUGCGAUUAUUAGCCGCAGUACGUUCCGGUUCUGGUUUGGGUGCAUCGGACUCCUGGGGCAGCUCACGUUACCGUGUUGCUAUUUCAAAGCAAAAUUAAAUUAAUUGAUGUAUCAGUUUAAGAAUCACAAGUAAGGAUAUUAAUUUGAACAUUUUAAAGGCUUAAAUCAAUAUUUAAUUUUUUGGGGGAUUUAUUGGUUGUUGUUUUUGUGUCAUUAUUAUACAAGUCUGAUUUUCUAAAUUAUUUCCGGUAAAUUUUCCUGGAUGGAACGACUUUUAGAAUUACUGCAAUUAAACUGAAGUAAAUAUUGAUGAAUUAUUCACCGAUUGGAAACGAUUCUCCACAUAUACACAAAAUGUUAUGUUUCUGUACACAAAAUAAAACUUUUAGGAUGUUCAGCUGGUCUGCUUUCCACGGACUACAAAACAUUAACAUUAGUAAUUGGAGGUGGACCAGCUGAACGAUGUUUUCCCAGUAAUUGGUAUCAAAUAACAUAUUUAUAUCCAGGAGAUCAAUAGGUGAUUAGAGACCUGGAAAUUAAACUUGUCUCAUUUAUUCUUGGGCUUGUGGUGUUUCGCUCACCAAUAGGGCAACUCUUUGUCCCAUUCCCCUUUACACGAUUGUAUAAUAGCACGAGAAGCUAAUUUAUGAAUUUUUUUUCUUUCUCAGGCUUAUUAACUUCCCCUUUUUGUAUUUGUUGUGCACUUUGUAACUUUUAUUUGAAUAUGUUUAGUAUAUGAAAAUGAAAAUGUGGUGAACACUGACAGCUGGAUUAUCGCCGGUUUUCAAUACACGGGCCAAUCAAUAUACACACGUAUAUAUGCCAAUAACUAGUGGGCCAUUAGGGACACAUGGCUUUGUUUUUUAACAUCUGUAUCAUAACUACAGUCUUUUAGCUUUAUUGAAAUGCUUUUGUAAUUGGUAAAUUAGAGAUGAAAGAAUCCAGGUAAUCCAAUGAUAAUCUGUAUUUUCAUGAUUGUUUUGCACCAUUAGCUGUUUCCAUAGUUACUUAUUAUAUUAACAUUGUUAAGAGCUUGCAGUGUUAUUUUACUCCGGAUUGUUCAGAGCACUACUCGUCCCAUAAAAGGCUGCAUCAUGAGUUGUUUGAAGUCGCCGUGUUAAUAGGGAAAGGAUUUAUUUUCAUUUUGCUGAUGAUGUAACCAAGAUAAUGGAUGCAUGUAUUUAUUACUGAUGGAAUGUGCCCAUUUGUUUUUGCAUUCGUUUAAAGGGUCGCACAGCUUCAUUCGGUACAGAAACUCUGCUUUUGAGUGAUUUAAUGUGACUGAGAUCUAAAGCAUUUCGCAGGCUCUUUUCAGGAUUUAAAAUGUUUGAAGGUUGUGUGUGUGUGUGGAUUAAGUUAUAAUGAUAAAAACAAGGCAUUUGC
Messenger RNA from Pseudoliparis swirei, 3021 nucleotides. RefSeq names its product cyclin dependent kinase 5 (gene cdk5). Gene Ontology annotation, molecular function: cyclin-dependent protein serine/threonine kinase activity; ATP binding. The record is from RefSeq and is a predicted model, not a curated record. Bases 260 to 1180 code for a protein of 306 amino acids. Gene Ontology annotation, biological process: neuron apoptotic process; axonogenesis; protein phosphorylation. The transcript is spliced from 11 exons. Gene Ontology annotation, cellular component: nucleus; cytoplasm. Lineage: Eukaryota; Metazoa; Chordata; Actinopteri; Perciformes; Liparidae.